Messenger RNA from Arachis duranensis, 1098 nucleotides. Its product is annotated as pentatricopeptide repeat-containing protein At1g71460, chloroplastic-like. The record is from RefSeq and is a predicted model, not a curated record. NCBI's taxonomy places the organism in Eukaryota, Viridiplantae, Streptophyta, Magnoliopsida, Fabales, Fabaceae. The coding region runs from base 135 to 1013 and encodes 292 amino acids. Gene Ontology annotation, molecular function: RNA binding; protein binding. The transcript is spliced from 2 exons. Gene Ontology annotation, biological process: RNA modification.
UGUCUAGCUUUGUGAAUGUUAUUGAAAGCUUGGGUGAUGCAAAUGCGGUUCAAGAAGGGUUUAAGGUUCAUGCCAUUUUGGUUAAGAACGGUUAUUUUCAUGCUAGUUUAUAUAUUAAGGUCUGUUUGGUUAGAAUGUAUUUUAGGUGCGGGAAAAUUGAGCUUGCGCGGAGGGUGUUUGAUGAAAGUUCUGAGAGAGAUGUUGCUUUGUGGGGUGCCAUGGUUGCUGGUUUUGCACACCAUGGGAUGCGGAUUGAAGCAUUGCAGUAUGUGAGGUUGAUGGUAGAUGAAGGAAUAAUGCCGAAUUCGGCUUUGAUGAUGGGUGUUCUUCACUUAGUUGGGGAGCUUGGCGCAUUGCGGAUAGGUCAAGAGGCUCAUGCUUACUUAGUGAAGAAGAAAUUUUACUAUGAGCAAGUGCGAAUUCGAACUGAAUUGGUUGAUAUGUAUAGUAAAUGUGGGGAUGUUGGUUCGGGGAGGCGAGUUUUGUCUAGCUUGGUAGAGAGAGGUAUAAGUUGUUGGAGUGCUCUGAUUGCGGGUUCUGUCUCGAGUGGGGGGUUUCAAAAGGCGGUGAAGUCCAUGGUUAGAAUGCAGCGAGAAGGGUUCCGGCCUAAUCAUGUCAGUGUUGCUUCUAUCCUUUCGGUUUGUGCACAGUCGAGGGCUCUGAAACGGGGGAAGGAGAUUCAUGCUUAUGCUUUAAAACAUUGGUUUCUGCCUCAUGUCUCUAUAGCUUCUUCGUUGAUAGUGUUGUACUCUAAGUGUGGUUUGAUUGAAUAUUGUACAAACCUAUUUGAUGGUAUGGAACGAAGGAAUGUGAUCUUGUGGACAGCCAUGAUUGAUGCAUAUGUGGAAAAUGGGUGUUUUCCUGAAGCAUUUGGUGUCUUAAGGUCAAUGCAAUUGACAGAGUAUAGGCCGGACACAGUUACCAUGGCGAGGAUGUUAAGUCUUUGCAGCAAACUAAAACUUGUAAAGUUUGGCAAGGAGAUUCAUGGGCAGUGCUUGAUAAAGGUUCAAUGACAUGGACUGCUCUUAUAAGGGCCUAUGUAUAUAAAGAAUUGUAUAAAGAUGCAAUUGACCUCUUUGAUGACAUGAUUUCAAAGGG